Molecule: messenger RNA, 882 nt
Organism: Arvicanthis niloticus (Nile rat)
Lineage: Eukaryota; Metazoa; Chordata; Mammalia; Rodentia; Muridae
Source: RefSeq, a predicted model, not a curated record
ACCCAGCUCUUGUGCCCUGUAGCAUGGCUUCGGCGUCAUCCGGCUGCGGGGCCGGGCUGCUACGUUUUCUGCGUCUAGUCGGGCAGCUCAAGAGAGUCCCACGGACUGGCUGGGUAUACAGAAAUGUCGACAAGCCAGAGAGCGUGUCAGAUCACAUGUACCGGAUGGCAGUUAUGGCUAUGGUGACCAGAGAUGACAGUCUUAACAAGGAUAGAUGUAUACGCCUAGCCCUGGUUCACGACAUGGCAGAAUGCAUCGUCGGGGACAUAGCACCUGCAGAUAACAUCCCUAAGGAAGAGAAGCACCGAAGAGAGGAGGAGGCUAUGAAACAGAUAACCCAGCUGCUGCCAGAGGACCUCAGAAAGGAGCUGUAUGAACUCUGGGAAGAGUAUGAGACCCAAUCUAGUGAAGAAGCCAGAUUCGUGAAGCAGCUGGACCAGUGUGAAAUGAUCCUUCAGGCAUCAGAAUAUGAAGACAUGGAGAAUAAGCCCGGGAGGCUUCAAGACUUUUAUGAUUCCACGGCAGGAAAAUUCAGUCACCCUGAGAUAGUCCAGCUUGUUUCUGAGCUGGAGGCAGAGAGAAAUGCCAGCAUGGCCAGAGCCUUGGCAGAGCCGGGCUCCUGAUGGACACAGCCUCGGAGUAGCCGGGCUCCUGAGCUCACCUCGCUACUCCACAGUGUUGCUUUCUUUCUGUGUUUCCUGGGGGUCUCCUCAAGAUGAGAGGCUGUUUUCCGUUGUCUGCACUUGAACAAGAAACGUGAUGUAAUCCAGGCCCUAAAAGAAGCCACCAAACCGGAAGUGGUCAGGAAGAUGCCAUGGAUGAAGACUGGAGAGGAGAAUGCCUUUUUGUGUGAAUUAAAAAAAAAAAAAAAAAAAAAAAAAA